GACGGUAGAGAUCAAAGACAGUAACUUGUACACUAGCGUUCAUCUGCUAUUAUUAAUAUGAAGAUAGAAGAGCUCGCUCAGAAGAGAGCGAUAAGCCAACGAGAUUUUAGGCAGGCUAAAUUUGAAUAUAUACCUUCAGCGGACGGCGUAGAUAGCAAUUUAAUCAUAUAUCUACAUGGAUUGGGAGACAAUAUCAGCCAGUUUAUCAACCUAUCGAAGAAGCUACACCUCCCACAGACCGCUUCUUUAGUACUUGAAGGUCCGGUACCGGUACCGUUCUUUGAUGAAGCUAGGAUGUGGUACCAGAGUUUUGAUAUGCUUGGCAAUUUAAUUCAGAACCCUGAUCCUAGAGUAGCUUUGAACUUGUUGAAUGAUUUAAUACAGACGCUUACUAGUAAAUUUGGCUGGGAUCAUCGGAAUAUCCACCUAUUUGGCUUUGCUCAGGGUGGCUCCGUCGCUGUCGAAUACGCUAGAAGUUCGAAUGUAAGGCUAGGAUCGGUAGUUAAUGUUUUAGGACCAUUAUUGUCAUACGCAACAGGUAAUUCUAAAUCUGAAACUCCCAUUUGCAUUUUCACUCGACCGUCGAGAAACGUACUCGACGGAUCGAACUUCAAUAAAGCUUUUAUUGAAGUUAAGAUAUUUGAAGGUGAUAAACCAGGCGAUGAGAUGCCAAAAGAUCACGGUGAAUGGUCGGGCAUACUCAAAUUUUGGUCAGAUGUGCUCGUAAGCACACCAAUAAGCGAUCAAUCUGGACAAGUUUACAAAAUAAUUGGCUAGUUUUACAGUAUAUAGUUUUCAUCAAUGUUGGGUCUCUAUGUUUCUAAUGUCAAUUGUUGUGAUAUUUUUUUCAACCUAAUACAUUUAUUUUAUCCUUUUUACGCUUCUUC
Messenger RNA from Wallemia mellicola CBS 633.66, 887 nucleotides. RefSeq lists its product as hypothetical. Gene Ontology annotation, molecular function: hydrolase activity. Bases 58 to 777 code for a protein of 239 amino acids. The record is from RefSeq and is a predicted model, not a curated record. Lineage: Eukaryota; Fungi; Basidiomycota; Wallemiomycetes; Wallemiales; Wallemiaceae. The transcript has a single exon.